Molecule: messenger RNA, 576 nt
Organism: Adineta ricciae
Lineage: Eukaryota; Metazoa; Rotifera; Eurotatoria; Adinetida; Adinetidae
Source: the annotation of a GenBank genome assembly
AUGUAUCUUAGUCUAUACAAUCAAUACAAAUCCAGUCUGACUUGUCCAUGCACGCAAAUUGCAAUUCCCUACAAGAAAUUUCUGACUGUUAAUCCAUCGUACCAUCAAUACUGUUCAAGUUAUUACAAUUCAAAAGCUUGGCUUGAUAUUGUACAAAGUAUUGAUCUGUAUUUAGAAAGGACAGGUAAUCCAACAGUAGCGUCGCCGACAAGUAUCUUCAUAGCACUGUCGGACUUCUGCCGUUUUUCGGGAGAAACGGUGAAUGAUUCAUUAGCAUCGUUUUAUCAGUCGAGUCUGAUCAGUGGAUAUACGAUCCAACCAGAUAUCUUUGAAUCUCAAGCUGAAGCGAUUGUUAACUUAUUCAUUAGUUCGACAUCUAAUUCAUUUAAAAGAUCUGCUGCUCUCAUACGAAGAAUUCUAGCUAAUGAUCAAGUGUUACGUGGAGCACAUGGAACUAAUUUCUAUGCGACAGUUGAUACAACUCGACAGACGUCCGAUACGGGUGUCAANAAAGGAUGUCGUUCGAGACGUGCUUGGCCUGGCAGUACUUGGAUUUGUGUUUGUUAUCGUUAUUAG